AUUUAUUGUUGUAAAAUGUAAAUCAUAAUAAUAAAUAAAUAAAUAAUAACAUUGUAACGUCGUUAUUACAUUAUUACUGUUAUUAUCGUUUGUACCCUUACGUUAACUUAGUUACUCUAGCGAAUAAACAAAUAACAAAAUAUGUCAAAUAUUAAUAAUCAUUAUUGUAAAUUGUGUUUAUUUUUUACCUAGUACGGACCAUUGGCAAAGUAUAUUUUUUCUUCUUUUUUUAAUUAAAAUUGUGAUUCUCACCGAAAACCACCACCAUGAGUAGUUCAAAAGAAAAAGAUCCAGUAGUGUUGAGUUACGAGAAUUUUCUCCUUCACGAAUCUGAUGUUCGUUUGCUUGUUGAUGAUCAAUGGUUAAACGAUUCUGUCAUCGGUUUCUACAUGGAGUACCUGAACACCGAAGUGUUCAAGAACAAUCCAAAAGUGUAUUUUAUUAGCCCAGAAAUAGUGCAAUGCAUUAAGGAGUGCAACUUAGAUGACAUCGCCGUGUUCCUCGACCCAUUGGUCAAAGGCAAAAACUAUUCGUACAUCUUCUUCCCGCUGAAUGAUCAAGAACAAUUGCAAACGGUCGGCGGUACUCAUUGGUCGCUGGUAGUAUAUGGGGCACAAGAUAAACGUAUCUUCCACAUGGAUUCAAUAUUUGAUUCCAAUGAGAAACAGGCGAGAAAAUUAGCACUAAAGCUGAAAUUUUAUUUUAAAGACAUUGUAGACAUCAUCACACCAUUGGCGACAAGACAGCAACAGAAUAGUUACGACUGUGGAAUACACCUUAUAUGCAACGCGGAAAACGUUGCGCAAUUUGUCUGUGCAAACUUAGACAUACGCGAAGUAGAUCCAGUGGAUGUAGAUGAUCUGCAAAAUAAACGUACUAGUUUAGUCAAUCUGAUUUACAAAUUAGCUAGAAGAAAAGAGAUUACAUAGGGCCGUGUUGAGAUAUGUUUUAAUAUAUAAUUAUUACUAAUGUAUAUUUAUUUAUUUAUUUUUUUGUUCCUAAAUUAUUGUUUUUAAAUAAUUUAACACAUUGUUUAUGAAAUUUAAUAAUUUAUAGCACUCUUAAUAGUUUUAUUGCUAUGUAAGACUCUAAUUGGAAAAUGAUCUUGAUUAGUUCAUUAGUAUGUAAUGAAUUAACCUCACCAUUUCAUUUUUUUUUUUUUUAAAUCAUAAUAUUAUAUUCUUUUAUAAAAUUGAUCUUAUAAUAAUGUAUUUUAUA
Messenger RNA from Myzus persicae (green peach aphid), 1218 nucleotides. RefSeq names its product sentrin-specific protease 8-like. The record is from RefSeq and is a predicted model, not a curated record. The transcript has a single exon. Gene Ontology annotation, biological process: proteolysis. Lineage: Eukaryota; Metazoa; Arthropoda; Insecta; Hemiptera; Aphididae. The coding region runs from base 267 to 929 and encodes 220 amino acids. Gene Ontology annotation, molecular function: cysteine-type peptidase activity; deNEDDylase activity.